Molecule: messenger RNA, 515 nt
Organism: Vigna unguiculata (cowpea)
Lineage: Eukaryota; Viridiplantae; Streptophyta; Magnoliopsida; Fabales; Fabaceae
Product: endochitinase B-like
Biological process (GO): cell wall macromolecule catabolic process; defense response to fungus; chitin catabolic process
Molecular function (GO): chitinase activity
Source: RefSeq, a predicted model, not a curated record
CUGAUGGUUGGGGCCAAAGCGCAACGAUGCGGUAGAGAAGGUGGUGGAGCAUUGUGCGGAAAUGGGUUAUGUUAACUUUUACUCUAAAAGAAUUUUUGCAUGGUGUGAACAGCAACUACAAUUAUGGGCUAGCUGGUAGAGAACUUGGAUUGGAUUUGACGAAUGAUCCGGAUCUAGUGGGAAGAGACAGUGUUGUGGCGUUUAAAACAGCCAUAUGGUUUUGGAUGAGGGCACAAGGAAACAAGCCAUCGUGCCAUGAUGUCAUUAUCGGAGCAUGGAAGCCAUGUACUUUUGACGAGAAACCGUGGCGGCUUCCCGGGUAUGGUGUCAUCACCAACAUAAUCACCGGCAGACUGGAAUGUGGGCGUGGCCCGGAUCCUCGGGUCGAAAGUCGGAUCGAAUUCUACAAGAGGUACUGUCUCGGUGUGAGUCCAGGAGACGAUUUGGACUGCAGCAAUCAAGCCCCAUCUUAUUUUAAUUGUACCGUCAUAUUUUGACAUUCGACAAAUUUUACA